UCAAACGACCUGGAGCCUGGAGGCCGAGGACAGCUGUCUCCUCUGGAAAGCUGUCUCCUCUGCCACCUCCUGCCCCCCCCCCCACACACCCUGCGGGACGCCCUCCUCACACACGUGUGUCUCAUUACGCAGAGCUGACAGCGCCGAGGAGACGAUGGAGGAGGAAAGGUCCUGACGCCUCUCCGCUUCACUUUGGAUCAGAAGUGCAGAUCCGUCUCUCUCUGGUCGCACCGUGAGCUGCAAAUCCCUGCAUGGAGUUAGGAUCCAACUGGUGUCCGACUCUGAAAUGUCUCAGGAUUGGAAAUGCUGCUCCACGCCUGCCUGUUGCUUUUUAUUAUCACAACAGAUAAAACAUUGGCCUUGUCGCCCCGGCGCUGUGGUGGAGAUGUCAGCCUGGACCAGGGGCCCAAUGGCCGCCUGAGUCUCACUGUACCUGGACUUAUUAGUGACACCACAGGUCUCCUAUCCCUGAACCAGCUUUCACUUUGCACUUGGAUGAUACACAUUCCUCCGGGUAGGACGUUACAUUUGAAGCUAGAAGGGUUGGAAGGUGACUCGAGCGUUGCGGUUCGCUGUGUUAGGAACCAGGAAGCUCAGGACCGGGUCCUGGAGAGCUCGGGGACGGCUCUGCUCUCGGGCUGUGACGGAAACCAAGCCGCCCUCACUUGGACGGGAGCAGGAACCUCCUCCUCCAAUGUAAUUCAGCUGUCCUAUUAUGUCCAGGAAGAUGAGAGGAAUUCCUCGGAGGACCACACCAGCCCACAUCCAGACGGAGACCUCCUACGCUGGUCCCCGACAGGAACCAGCACUUCAAGUCGUGUUAGUGAAAAGGCGUUUAGAGGGACAGAGGGCGUCAUAGGUCACCGCUACGACGCUCUGGAGUCGAGUCCUGGGCCUCGGCCUGGGUCUGGUCCCUCCUCCCGGGACACGGGGCGGCUGCACCCCACCUCACCCCUCAGUGUGGCUGGGACGGGAACUCUCCCUCUUCCUGAGGAAAGACCGAACAAUGGAGCGGAUACAUCUGGAGCCGCUCUCCGCUCCGAUGGGCCCAUAUCUGCGACACACCCCUAUUUUCGCCAAACAGACGCUUCCAACACAGAAACAAACCCCAGCAACGAGCCCGUUAAAACUCCGACUGAUGCAACAGCCAGGCGCUCCAGCACCUCUCCUGGCGCAGGCACAGACAAAUACACAAGCAGUCUCGCACCUAAACACGCAGGUCAACAUAAAACCACACAAGCGCACACCUCUCGAUCCAGCUUCCACCAUUUCCCGUCUCUCACUUCUUCUUUCCCUGAGCGACGUGCACUGACGACCUGGGAGAGUUCCACCGUCCCGGUCCCACGUGGUGCAGCGGUCAGUGGGACAGCCGGAGAGGUUCGGCCCCAUUCCUGGAGAAGCCAGAGGAGCACAGACGGACUUGACUCCCAUCGGACGUCCGCCAUCACCUCGGACCCUUUGGAAUCGCCCACCGAACCCCCGCAGGAUGACGCAAGCAGCGCACACACUUAUAUCGAACCCACGGGGUCGUCCACAUCCUCGCGGGCGCCGGCUGAGACUCAUCAGUCAUCCGCCACCCACGUCACAGAGUCGGGCGCCGUGGGCUCUGUGGCGGCAGGGUCGUUCCAGCCAAACACGAGUCGAAGCUCGUUGGAAUCCGCCACGUCCGACGUUUCCAGUGGAGCGGCUGCGUUGGAGCCUUCUGACAAACUGGACAACGUGGUGAAGCUUCACGUUUCUUCCACCCAGAGUGAAACCAACUCUCCACAAAGCACAGAAGGCCUCACACGCUCUCCUCACGCACCUUCUGCAUUCACACAGACGAGCACAGGAACAGAAAGCACACAGACAAAUGUCACAGUUCCCACCUUCACCGAGGCCCAGGGCGACACAGCGAGUGAAAACUCAGCCGCCACCGAAACCAGCACUGAAACGUUGACACUGCGUCCCACUGUCACACUCCCACGAGAACACUCCCCCACAGAUUCACCUGUUCCUCCUUUGCACACCAGCACGUUCCCACAUCACCCUGCACCUUCGUACACGCACACCGCGGUCUCUGGAGGUUCUCACGCCACUCGCACGCCCACGUCUCUCACCUCUGUCCCUACGCCCACCGUGCACGCCGAUGACGAAACCGAGCCUACAUCCUCACGAGCAUCCACGAUCAACUUUACACCCUCGCGUCCUAACCCUUUGCUCUCCUCCACUCACAUCCCUGCUACGCGUAAACAGACCCGCGGCUCCAUCACCACCACUGCACCUUCCACUCUGUCCUCGCCCACCUCUGCAAAUCCAGAUUACAGAGAAGUAGAAGUACAAGCAGAGGAGGAGGAGUCCACCACGCAGCCGUUUCCCGGCAGCACCACCACACACACUACCACAGCUGGAACACCGCGGCGACCUCCAUCAUGGUCGACCCAGUAUCCCAGUCAGGAGACCACCACCACCACGUCUACCUUGACCUCUGACCCCACCUGGAGCUCCUCAACCAGUCCGACGCCCAGGUUCUACAUUGUUCCAGACCAGCCUGCAACUGUGGAAGAGGAGUCAAUCGAGCUGCUGCUUCAGAUGAUCGUAGAAGAGUCCAGAUCUGCUGCCCCCGCUGGUUUGGAGGAGGACACCACUGCCUGGAUGGAGCCGUAUCUACAGACAGCUCCAGGGUUCAGCAGGCUGCUGGGAGUCUGGAGCAGUGGUCACGCGGUGCAGAGUUUGGUGGAGUUUAAAACCAGCGGAGCUCUGCAGUGGCUCGGGGAGUCGGGUCCCACGUCGCUGCUGGAGCGGACGGGACUCGCUCAGGCUGCUCGGGAGGGGAAGUGGUUCAGAACGUCCAGGAUCACCAACGUCACGCUGGGAGGUCUGCAGGGGGACGUGUGUGACUGGUUACUUCAGUGCCCCUCAGGCUACAGAUGUGUGUACCGGCCCGGCAUUGCCAACUAUAACUGUUCCUCUGUCUGUCGCUUUGACCACUGCCACAACCACGGCAUCUGCACGCACCAUCCAGGACAACUUCCAGUGUGCCGCUGCCUGGUAGGAGAGGACUUCUGGUACAUGGGUCAGAGGUGUGACGUGAGGAUGACUCGAGCGCGUCUCGUGGGCGCCUGUCUUGCCGUCCUGCUCAUCAUGGUGACAGUCAUCAGCGUUUUGGCCUUUGUGGCAGUGCGGCGCUACCGAGCCAUUCUGAUCCAGGCCAAAGUGGACCAGACCCGCAGCAGUUAUCGCAGGUUCAACCACUUUGAUGAGCUGUCGGGUCGGUUCUGGUUGCGCUCGUGGGCGGGCUCUGCCGACUCGAUGGACAAUCCUGCGUUCACGCGGUCCGAUGAGUUACUGCACCUCCGGGCGCUCGACCGCCCCUGCUGCUACCAUGACGACACGCUGUCACUGGCCUCCACCUGCCCCAGCCACGGAACACACAUCAAUACCAUUUACCCACACAGCUCUCAGUAUGCUUGGAGGGGGAGUGAGAUGAGUAUGGGGGAAGGUGUGUUGGACUCGGGAAAGGCCAGCGACCUCUCCGUGUGUAGCUGGCCUGUGGAACCCAUCCACUGGACUCCAUUCCCACUUCUGCAGCAGCUGGCCGCCCACCGGACGCCCACGCAGGUGCGGAUUUCCAGGCCUCGGUCGUACUGUGAAGGGAUGGAGCUGGUGGACCUGGGGAAGAGCUGGACUGCCUGACUACACGUGAAGAAUCUGUGCGGACACUGGUAUCUGCAGCUCAUUUUGAUAUCCUACUGCUCAAAUGUCCUUUUUUGUAAUAAAAAAAAUUGUGAAACAACAA
Molecule: messenger RNA, 3778 nt
Organism: Limanda limanda (common dab)
Lineage: Eukaryota; Metazoa; Chordata; Actinopteri; Pleuronectiformes; Pleuronectidae
Product: mucin-2
Exons: 11
Coding region: 304-3675 (1123 amino acids)
Source: RefSeq, a predicted model, not a curated record